This is a messenger RNA of Leguminivora glycinivorella, 2631 nucleotides long. RefSeq lists its product as uncharacterized. Bases 1 to 951 code for a protein of 316 amino acids. Lineage: Eukaryota; Metazoa; Arthropoda; Insecta; Lepidoptera; Tortricidae. The transcript is spliced from 4 exons. The record is from RefSeq and is a predicted model, not a curated record.
AUGCAACAAUACAUUGAGGCGGUCACAACGCUUGUUCAAAAGCUAGAUGAUAUUGGCCGCACAACAGAAGAUGCAGAGGUUGCUGAGCUACUACUGUCGGGGCUGCCACAGGAGUAUGACGUCCUGGUUUCGAGCUUGGAGGCUGCUAGUCUUACUAAAACUUUAACAAGCGAGAUGUGUCUGCUCUUGCUGCGUAUAGCUCCGAAGACUGGAUUGUGGACUCUGGGUGUACCAACUCCAUGUAACAAGAAUACCCCAGCAUGUGUGCAGAGCCACCACACCCCUACAAGCAAGGAGUACACUUCUUGUGCUGCCGUGGAUGCUACGAGGGAGCAUGAUUGUGCUCUUACAACCUCGGAUGUGCCUGCGCACAUCUGGCAUAGACGGCUGUCACAUUUAAGCAAAGCAGAAACUUCAGUGUCGGAGCCCUGCACUGGUGAUGAGGCCACCAGUAUGCGGGUCGAGCCCCUGAAUGCAGAGCCAGCUUCAUCUAGCGAUGGUGGGGAGCAGCGUGUGGCGCAGUCGCCAACAGAAGGCGGUGCUGAGAGUUCAGAGUGGACCAUGAGCCCACCUGACCACCAAUUCCUGUCGUGCAGUGAUGGUGAGGAAUCUGAGGAGCAGUCGCCAGCAUCUGAGCAUGAUGUCAUCGCUCAGCCAAGCACGGGACGCCCCAUCAGAAGUACACGGGGUAUCAUGCCCAACAGGUAUGGUGAUUAUGAUUUAUCCCUUAUGGCUCAUAUUGAAUCUGAGCCCCUUUUCUAUCAUGAAGCAAUGGCAUCUGAUAACUGUGAUAAUUGGAAAGCUGCAAUGCAAAAAGAAUAUAAUGCUCUUGUUAACAACAAUGUUUGGCGGCUAGUAGACCGACCAAAACACACAAACAUUGUAAAGUGUAAAUGGGUAUAUAAAGUCAAAAGUGAAGCUUCCGAAAAGACAAAUAUAAAGCUCGGUUAGUUGCUCGUGGUUUUUCUCAAAGAAAAGGCGAAGACUACAAUGAUGUUUUUGCUCCCGUCGUGAGACAUUCUACAAUGAGAAUUUUAUUCUCAUUGGCGAAUGACCUUGAUAUGGACAUAAAGCACAUUGACGUGGCUAAUGCAUUUCUUAAUAGUGAACUCGAUGAGACAAUUUAUAUGGAGCAACCCGAAGGUUUCAUUUCUGACCCAAAUAAAGUUUGUUUAUUGAACAAAAGCCUGUAUGGCUUAAAGCAAGCCAGUAGAAUGUGGAAUUUGUGUGUUAAUAAAUUAUUAGCUGAUAAUGGCUACGUGCAAAGCAAAUGUGAGCCUUGUGUGUAUGUAAAAAGGUCCAAUAAUAAAUUAUCGAUAAUAGCGUUGUAUGUAGAUGAUUUUUAUGUGUUUACACAGGACCGUGAAUGUGCAACUUCAUUGCUAAAUCUAUUGGAAAAAGAAUAUAAUAUUAAAGAUCUCGGAGAUCUCAACAAUUGUUUAGGUAUAAGUGUUGUUCGUGACAGAGCGAGAGGUAUCUUAAAAUUGAAUCAAACAGAAUACAUUAAACGGUUAUUAAUACGCUUUGGCAUGGAAAAAUGUAAGCCUGUUAGUACACCCAUGAUGUUGAAUUGUAAAUUAGAUAAAAGUGAAUCAACUACUGCAACUCUGCUUGAUAAUGAAAUGUUUCGUUAUAGAGAGUUGCUAGGCAGUUUAAUGUAUCUCUCAGUAUGUACUCGGCCUGACAUAGCAUUUGCUUGCAGUCAGUUAUGUCAAUUUAACCAUGCUUUUGAUAAGAGUCACUGGUUGGCAGCCAAGCGCGUCCUUAGGUAUUUAGCAGGCACUUUAAAUCAUUCACUAUAUUUUUAUAGGAGUAAUGACUUAAAAAUUACUGCAUUUGCAGACGCAGAUUAUGGGAACAAUCUGCUGGACCGUAAGUCCUAUAGUGGUUUUAUUGUAAAACUGGGUUCUUCUACUAUAGGUUGGGAAUCUAGAAAACAAAAAUGUGUGACCCUUUCAUCUACUGAGGCUGAGUACCUAUCGAUUGGGGAUGUAUGUAAAGACUUGUGUUUUAUUAAAAAUUUCAUUUUUGAGCUUACAAAUAAAAAUGUCAAUAUUGUAAUUUAUAAUGAUAAUCAGAGUGCACAUAAGCUCCUAGAAUGUAAAGAAUACUGUCAUAAGAGAAGUAAGCACAUCGAUAUUAGAUAUCAUUUUGUAAAAGAUUUAAUACGAGACGGGUUUGCUGAUGUCAAAUACUUACCAACUGAGAACAUGAUUGCAGAUGUGCUUACUAAACCACUAGGUAGAGUUAAGCAUGUAGAGUUUACAAAGCUAAUGAAUGUAAAGCCCUGAAUGUGAGCUUCUGUUAUGUUUAGUAAAUGGUCUACGGAGCUUAAGGGGAAGUGUUAGAAUAUAUAAUCUCCAUAUACCAUCUGUAUUGGCUACUUAAACUUGCUCUGAUUGUCUAUGAAAGUAAUAUGUAAGUUUAUGGUCUUUGACGUUUCCUUCCUUCUCUUCCGUCAUGGCCUCCAAUGGAAUAGGCACGUAAUUGCUCUCCUCUGUCCUUAUUUUAAUUUAAUUAACAAUAUGUAGCGCUCCAUACGUAAGUUAAUUUAAUGUUUAGUGUCAGCUGUGAUGUCCUGAAAAUGUAAUCCUUUUUUCUCCGGUUCUUUAUAAUAAAGAAUGUGAAGAA